Molecule: messenger RNA, 3312 nt
Organism: Telopea speciosissima
Lineage: Eukaryota; Viridiplantae; Streptophyta; Magnoliopsida; Proteales; Proteaceae
Product: SUPPRESSOR OF ABI3-5-like
Exons: 13
Coding region: 196-3027 (943 amino acids)
Biological process (GO): mRNA splicing, via spliceosome
Cellular component (GO): nucleus
Molecular function (GO): RNA binding
Source: RefSeq, a predicted model, not a curated record
UACGAGGAAUUUUGAUUUUUGAGGACUCCAGUAAAAAAGGUGGCCAAGUCGUGAGAUAUUGUUCUUGGUUCAUGUUGGCGUAACUCGGUCUGUUUCUGCAUUCGUUACGGGAAAGCUUUUCAAAUCCUGCUACCGAAACUUCUGAAAGAUCACCCAGAGCUUUGCAGGGGUUAACUCCAUUGAGGCUUACGAGAAAUGGAUCCUGGACGAUUUAUACUGCAGCAAGGAUGGGAUAAUAACAGCGCUUCGGAGGGGUAUGGUCCACUGCAUGAGCCAGACUAUCGGGUUGGUGGUUCAUAUGAUGAUAGGAGAUUUCUGGAUGAGGGAUUAUCAAGGGACAGUAUCUAUCCAAGGGACUCCUUCCAUCGGGACUUUCUUGAGAGGGAUAAUUAUCCACCUCCACCAUCUGUUGUUGGUGCUUGGCCUCAACAAAGAAGUUUUGAUGAAAAGUAUGCACUUAUUAGGGAACCUAGGCGACUUGAGAAUCCAUAUAUUGAUGGUUUCCAUGAGAUGGAUGGUUUUCGUGAAGCUGCUAAGUAUCGUGAGAUUGAUAGAUUUCAGGGAGAUAACAAGUUUCGGGAUGGUUACCAUGGUGUUGACAGCUAUCGCAAUGUAGAUAGUUACCAUGAUUAUGGGUUUGAUAGGCCUGCCAGGUUUGGAAGACGGGAUCGUGAUGAAUUUGCAGCUGAUGAUUAUGAUUAUAGACUUCGUAUUUCCCAUAAAAGCAGGGAGGAUAGCCAUGAAAAGGGUCGGUAUAGUUAUGACUCUGAUUAUGACAGAGGUAGUAGGAGAAAGAGCAGUUGGAGGAAGCGAAACUCUCGUGAUCGUGACCAUGAAAUGCGGAGUCGCGAAAGAGACCAGAGUCCACAUAGGAGGCAUGAGCGAUCUCGAUCUCAAGGGCAUGAUGAUCAACUUAGAUCAAGAUCAAGGUCACCUCAAAGUCACAUCCAUGGUCGAAGUCAUCGGGAGGACAGCUAUGAUGACAAUCAGCAUGAGAGGGGUGAAAAACAUAGGGAUCGUGAUGACAAGCGACUCCUUGAUCAUUCAUCGGUGGCUCCAUCAGCUACUGUUGUAGUGAAGGGUUUGUCGCAGAAGACAACUGAAGAGGAUUUAUAUCAGAUUCUUGCCGAGUGGAGACCCAUCAGUCAUGUGCGUGUAAUUAAAGAGAGGAAUUCUGGCAUCUCACGUGGAUUUGCUUUUAUUGAUUUCCCUUCUGUGGAAGAGGCGUGUAAGAUGAUGGAUGGAAUUGGAGAUGAUGGUCUGGUCGUGGAUGGCAGGAAGCUCUUUUUUGAGUAUAGUAGCAAGCCGACAACUGGAGCAGGUGGACCUCCUUAUGGACAGGAUAAUGCAGUGAAAUCACGAAGCCACAAAAUUGCACCCCCAUCUGAUUGGAUGUGCACUAUUUGUGGCUGUGUAAAUUUUGCACGGCGGACUUCCUGUUUCCAGUGUAACGAGCCGAGGACUGAUGAUGCUCCAGAAGCAGGUGUAGCGUCAUCUAAUCCCACAGAACUUGGAAGAAAAGGAUCGGAGGCAGGUCCAACUCAUGUUCUGGUUGUUCGUGGGCUGGAUGAAAAUGCUGAUGAAGAAAUACUUCGGUACGAGUUCUCCAAACACGCUCCAAUCAAGGAUCUUCGUCUUGUCAGGGACAAAUUUACUCAUGUUUCUAGGGGAUUUGCAUUUGUCCAUUUCCAUUCGGUGGAGGAUGCUACCAAAGCUUUAGAAGCAACAAAUGGAACAACCCUUGAAAAGUAUGGUCAAAUCUUACGUGUGGCAUAUGCAAAAAGCAUACAUGGACCAGGGUUUGGCGCAUCUGGGGCUUCACAGUCCAGCAGCCUUGCUGCUGCUGCUGCAAUUGAGGCAGCAACAUUUGCACAACAGUAUGAUGCAGUUGGAUGGGCACCUAAAGAAUAUAAUCCAGAUGAUAAACAAUCCACCGGUGGGCAGGAGCAAGGAAACAGUGAUGCAGGUCAAAAGGAUGGCUCAGCCCCCCAAACUGGAUUUGUAUGGGAUGAAGGAUCUGGUUAUUAUUAUGAUGCCGCAUCCGGGUUCUACUAUGAUGGGAAUACAGGUCUUUAUUAUGAUAGUAGCAAUGGAACUUGGUAUUCUUAUGAUGAUCAAACUCAGCAGUACAUCCCUUGUGGUGAUCAGAAUGACAAAGGAAAAGCAGCAAAUGAGCCGAAGGCAUCUGAUAGUGCUAGUAACAGAAAAGUAGUGAUUUCUGCUCCUGCUGCUACAAUAACAUCAAAUGAGAAGACUGCGUCAUUGCCAGAUGCUGUCCAGGCUGCUGCAACUGCAGCUCUUGCUGCAGAAAAGAGAGAGAAGGAGAAAAUGAAAGAGAUAAGGCUGGCUUCAAAGAGCAAUAUUCUUGCGAACAAGAAUAAAAUGAGUAACGUUUUAAGCAUGUGGAAGCAAAGGAAUAAUGUGGGUCAGGCAGCUCGGAUCGUUCUCGAUGACACUGUGUCUUCAGCUUUAAUGGAUGACAGGCCUAAAAACAAGUUCAGAAGUGAUUCUAUGCUAGCAAAGGAAAAAACUUCAACCAGUUUGGGAUUUUCCUCCACAGCGGUCGUUCGUGGUGCUAGUAACACGUUAACUACCCCAAUUACUGCACAGACUGCUUCUGCAGUUUCUGAGAUCAAACCACAACCUGUCAGCAACAGUUCAGGAGGCACAUUAAUGGGGGUGAUUAGAGGAUCUGGAAGAGGGGUCACGAAGUCAGAUACUACUUUGUCUGGUAGACCUUCCACCUCAUCACCUGCUGUUACAAGCUCUGCAGGGACAUCAGCAGUUAAUCCAGGCACACCUGCCAUACAAACUCCCUUCAGAACAGAUGCAUCUGCACUGGGUUCCUACACACCACCUGCUACAGGAAGUGGCAAGCGAAGGUUCUCUGAGCAGCCAGUUUCUUCUCAUAGGGAACAGCCUCAGACAACAUAUAGGGACCGUGCAGCUGAGAGGAGGAGCCUUUAUGGAUCAUCAUCAUCUUCAUCUAUUGGGGAUGGGCUUGCUGAUUCAAGUAAGCAUGCUUAACAAUUUCUUUUGUGUUGGGUUCAGAUGUUGCAUUUGCUCUAGAUUGGAGUACUAAAUCCUGUGAAGGGUCCUUUGUUGCUCCGGAAUAAAUCCAACACCAUAUUUUGAAUCCUGAAAGCUUCAGACAGCAUAUACACAAGUCAAUUUAAAUAGUCAACCUAGGAUGUGAAUAAUUUGUUGUUGGAAGGAUAUCUAUCCAGUGAGUUCACUGGUUCAUUGCUUGGUUAUUCUCACUGAAAACUCAUAUUUACAUUGUAAGAAAUGUUAUUUUUACAAUGCUUUGUC